AUGGAUAACUAUUUGGUGUUGAGUCGAAUCGGACAGGGAUCCUAUGGGGUGGUGCUGAAAGCGAGAAAUGUGCAGACAUCCGAGAUUGUCGCCUUGAAAAAAGUGAAUCUCCGCUCGCGCUCAAGACUCGACAUUCUGCGAGAGUUCUCAACCCUUCGAAAUUGUCACUCAAAACAUAUCGUGAAAUUGAUCGACAUUUUCUGUAGCCAGGACACGUUGACGAUGGUCAUGGAGUUUGUCGAGAGAAAUCUCAAGGUUUGGACCGUCAUCAACGAUCCAAAUCGUGUCAACUCGGAGACGUCGGCUCGUUUCUAUUUCUCGCAACUUCUACGCGGUGUCCGCCAUUUGCAUCAACUCGGCAUCAUGCAUAGAGAUCUAAAGCCAGAGAAUGUCCUUGUGAGUGGCGGGGAUGUCGUGAAAAUUGCCGAUUUCGGACAGGCUUGUUUAUAUUUUGCUGAUGAUCUGAAUAAGGAAUAUGAGGAGCAGGUCGCCACUCGUUGGUAUCGUGCUCCGGAGCUUCUCUUCGGCACUCGUCUCUAUACACCGACUGUCGACAUUUGGGCUACAGGAUGUAUUUUAGCUGAAAUCUGGAAUCGAUCACCCCUAUUCAACGGCCGAAAUGAUUUCGAGCAAAUCGCGAAAAUCUUCGAAAUUCUCGGCACUCCCACUGCGGAAAGUUGGCCUACAUGGACAAAGCUAGCCGACAGUCAAAAGGUGAUUUUCGAGGAGAGGAAAGAGGUCGACAAUUGGAGUAAUGUUGUACCCGGUUCAUCUCCGCUUUUCAUUUCCCUGCUUCGCCUUCAACUCCGCCUUUGUGGAUCAUUGAGAUCCUCAGCCGAUUCUCUGCUUCAACAUGAGUUUUUCACUUUUAAUACAGCUUCAUCAUUGCCAAAAUCAAAUAGUUCAAAGUUU
Molecule: messenger RNA, 912 nt
Organism: Mesorhabditis belari
Lineage: Eukaryota; Metazoa; Nematoda; Chromadorea; Rhabditida; Rhabditidae
Source: the annotation of a GenBank genome assembly